AUGAAAAUUCAGAUGCAAAGACCCAUAGUCCGCAUUCCUUUACCUCCUGCAGCAACCCACCAAACCCUGGCCUCGAAGAUCUUCUCCUUUUGCUGCUGGGACUGUGCAGAACCUGUCAUUGAGAGCUCCAAGAGUCCCAGUCAAACUCAAGAGAUCCAGGCACCAACCUACAGUAGCCUCAAGAUGCGGAAGAAUGAGUUAAGCAAAGAAAAUCUCAAGCGCAUUAAUGCACAGUCCCUCAUUGGCCAAGAUAAGAAAUGCUCCUCCAGCAGCAGUGAUUUGGAAGAGCUGACUGCAUACAAUAUACAAACAGGAUACCCUAAAAAAAAUCUAAACCUCUACUACCAGAAAUACUGGGCCUUCCAGCCAUGCCUCAUCGGGAGACCCUGA
Messenger RNA from Acomys russatus (golden spiny mouse), 390 nucleotides. It is a transcript of the gene Tex48, whose product is annotated as testis expressed 48. The coding region runs from base 1 to 390 and encodes 129 amino acids. The record is from RefSeq and is a predicted model, not a curated record. The transcript has 4 exons. NCBI's taxonomy places the organism in Eukaryota, Metazoa, Chordata, Mammalia, Rodentia, Muridae.